AUGGUUCACCUUCGAAUCGGAAUUGAUUCGACAUUGAAUAAUAAAGGGUCAAAGUAUAAUGUAAAACAUCAAAUCGGAAUUGAAAUGGAGCAAUGUAAAACUCUAAUGAAUGUUCUGAGAUGGAGUUAUGAGUUGGUGAGAUAUCACAAUCGAAUAGGAUAUGUAAUGGAAAAUGGGACUGCAACAGGUCUCACCAACAUCAUUUUCCGAAAUAAAUAUUUUAAUACUAUUUUGGGAAUGUUAGGAGAUGUUCAAAAAGGAAUCAUUGAUAUGGCUUGCGGACGAUUUCGAAUGACUCCUGAUCGAGUUGGAACUCUCAAUUUCUCAUAUCCAACGGAAUUCGAAGUUAACCAGGUUUAUUUAAUUUCUGAUCCACAAAAAUCUGAAGAUAUCGGAUUUUUAUUCCGCCCGUUUUCCAAGUAUGUCUGGCUUCUGCUUUCGAUCACAAUCAUUGUCGUCGCAAUUGUGUUUUUUGUGCUUCGCGUCGUCGAAUUCUCUUCAUCCACCGAAACAAUAUACUCGUGCCUGCAGAGUGGAAUGAAUCAACUACUAGGAAGUACUUUUAAUAUCGAAAUCCAUGAUCAUCGACGUUCGACAUUUUUUGCAUUUCACUUUUUCUCUGCAAUUUGGCUACUCGCUUGGUUCCAUGUUUUCGUCGACUAUUAUACCUCGGAAUUGAGCGGAAUGCUCGUUGUUUCAGAUAAGAAGCAAGUCCCUUUUACUGAUUUCUACGGACUUAUUGAUCAUUUGAGGAAAGGAACAUACCGAUUACUCACAACAUCUGGUGACCGAAUGCCAGAAUGUCCAGCGGAGAUUUCUGUGUCGACUUGUCGCGCAUUGUUUCGCGAAAUUUUCGCAAAAUAUCCGCCCAAAAUCGGCGAAAACAGUUUAUUGAAUAAUUUCGAGUUUGUCAACACACAAAAAGUUCCGGUUGUCGGUUUUGGGUGGUAUCCGGCACAAAGAAUUUCAAGUCAAUUUUCGAUUUGGACACAGGAAAAUUUUCAUUCGAAUAUCUGGUUAAUUAAAGAUUUUUCAGUUUGUCCUGCUGCAUAUGUGAUACGGCCAAAGUUCAAACAUAUCGAUGAAUUGAACACGGCAAUUAUAUCAAUGAUGCCCGCGUUUGGUCAUAUUGAUAAUCAUUACACACCGACGUAUCCGGUUCUCUCAUUAUUCGAGAAGCCCACAAAAUCCUCAUUCACUCUCAAUCAACAUUCUUCAGUCUUUGUAUUUCAUUUUUUCGCCACCAUUUUAUCAUCGAUCAUCCUACUCUUGGAAAUUUUCUUUGAUCGGUUGGCAAAAAAUCAAACAGAAGAGGAAUGA
Molecule: messenger RNA, 1320 nt
Organism: Caenorhabditis bovis
Lineage: Eukaryota; Metazoa; Nematoda; Chromadorea; Rhabditida; Rhabditidae
Source: the annotation of a GenBank genome assembly